Messenger RNA from Elgaria multicarinata webbii, 1548 nucleotides. RefSeq names its product mediator complex subunit 21 (gene MED21). The coding region runs from base 86 to 517 and encodes 143 amino acids. Gene Ontology annotation, biological process: regulation of transcription by RNA polymerase II. Gene Ontology annotation, cellular component: mediator complex. Gene Ontology annotation, molecular function: transcription coregulator activity. Lineage: Eukaryota; Metazoa; Chordata; Lepidosauria; Squamata; Anguidae. The transcript is spliced from 4 exons. The record is from RefSeq and is a predicted model, not a curated record.
GGAUUUCAUUGGCUGGCUGCUCCCCCUGAGGGUGCCGUCCUAUGAGGUGCUCGGAGCGAAGGGUUCCCUUAGGAAGUAGCGCGUGAUGGCGGACCGUCUCACGCAGUUGCAGGACGCGGUGAAUUCGCUUGCAGAUCAGUUUUGUAAUGCUAUUGGAGUAUUACAACAGUGUGCCCCACCUGCAUCCUUCAACAAUAUACAAACUGCAAUAAACAAAGAUCAACCUGCUAAUCCUACAGAAGAAUAUGCACAGCUGUUUGCUGCAUUGAUUGCAAGAACUGCUAAGGAUAUUGAUGUUUUAAUAGAUUCCUUGCCCAGUGAAGAAUCAACAGCCACAUUGCAGGCUGCUAGUCUGUAUCGCUUGGAGGAAGAGAACCAUGAGGCAGCUGCACGUCUAGAAGAGGUGGUUUAUCGUGGGGAUAUGCUUUUGGAAAAGAUACAGAAUGCUUUGGCUGACAUUGCCCAAUCACAACUGAAGACAAGAAGUGGCACUCAUAGUCAUCCUGUUCCAGAUUAACAGCAGCAAGCGCCACAAAAUUUGAACUCCUGCAGAAUGGCAUGUGGAUAAAAAAACCCACCAAGUUGUGCAUUGCUGUUUUGCCUUAAUAUGGUGCUGUGAGAAAAGGACUGUUGACACAAUCUUCAUCCUUUUGUGUGAUACUGUGCUAGAAUGAGAAUUAAUCGCAAAUGGAGAGUUGUUGUAACUUAAGUUUAUGGCCAAACCUUGUGCUUUGUCAACAGGUGAGAAUGUCUGAUUUCAUUAGAUAGCCUUGCAUAGUCACAACUAAUACAGUACUUGAGGCAAGGCAUGCAUGUGUGACUGGCAUACAUGUACACAUGCAUUGCAUGGGAGUGCCUUCUAUGCAGGAAACUGAUCACAUGUGGAGUGUCACUAACUCUGACCUCUUACCAUGCUCCCAGGACUGGUUUUGUAUUGUCUAGAGGCCUAAGCCUGUGGUUUUUUAAUUGGAAGUUUGCACUGGGUAGAACUUGAAUUGUGCUUCUUGUGGAAGCUGCCUGGAUGCUAUUUGCCAGUGGAAGAGCAAAGCAAAAGCAUCUGAAAAUCUGUUGAAUCAAUGACAGCUUGUAGACAUCUGCACUGAAGUAUGGAUUCGUGCUCCCUUCUCAUUACAGUUAUGGGCAUGAUGUGACCUGUAUUGGGAGGGGUGGAUGAAGAAGAAGAGGCUUUCCUGGUUGUUCCACAUAGCAUAGAACUUUGGCUAAAUCAGAUGACUGAAGAAAUACUGUUGGAAGCUCAGUCUUGAUCAUAAUCAAAAUCUGAUCUAAGAUAAUACGAGUGAAUAAAAGCAUAGAUAAUAUUCUCACUGGCUUUAGCUUUGAGAAAAAAUGACCAACACUACUUAAAAUACAGUUAAUAUGUCAAAUAUGUGCAGGAGAAGCUAAGCAUUAAUGUUGGGGGCGCCUGCAUUGAAGUUGUAUUUGCUGUGUAUUGCUUUUUUAUGCCAGACCGGAAUCGAAUUUAGUUUCAAACUUCUUUUCCUUCUUUUCCAUUAGUUAUAUAAAAAUACAAAGGAAAGCAUACUGAAA